AGUCAUUUCUCCAGAAGUGGGAUCCAUCUUUUAAAUAAACAAUAAGCAAUCUAUGUGGUCUGGAGAUGAGUUGUAAUUCCCCAACUGGAGUUUAGCAGCUCUAUGAGAUACAGGAAACAUCCUUUGAUUUUGAGGAAAAUGUUCUUUAAUAUUACAACGAUAGAGUGUUUGGGAGCAUUUCAGCUUCUCAGGCUUAAAGCACCCUCAGCUGCUGGAGGAGUGGCCAAAUGUUCCUGCUAAAACUUCAGAUCCCCAACUGCUGCCACCCUGAGAAGAAAUUCCCUCAGCCCUCCUCCGAUGAAGGCCUCUCUUAGGUGCAGUAUGAAUUUCACCAGUGCUUCCAGUAUGGAAGAAAUCCCUUUGGAGGACGAGGACAGAACCAGUGUAGAAUACAGGGUGCUGAUGGCCUAUGCCCAGCGCCGGCUGUCUGCUAGCAAAUAUGGCGAACUUCUAGAAAGGGGCGCCAAGGGCCAGGAGGGGUCAUCUUUGACCAGGCAGGAGGCACAAGGGGUCACCCCAACAGACCAAGGAAAGGCACCCCAAGAGAAGCUUCCUGAGGAUCUCAAACCUUUGGCUAAAAGGAAGAGCCAGAAGAAGAAGACGAGACAACCCCACUGGAAGCGCUUUUUGGUGCUUCCCUGUCUACGGGGCCAAACUGAAGAGGAUCCUGGGAAGAGUGAAGUAAAUGGGAAGCUGCCAGAGUUCCAGUCAGGUGCUGGAAGAGAUUUAACCACUUUCUCAACAGAAACUCAAGAAGAUUCGGACAUCACUCGUGUAGCAGACAAGCUUGCUGAACUAGUAGAUAAUUCCAGGUCUCGCUCCAAAACGAUAGAGGGCAGAGGAUUAGUCCGUACACUGAGCCUCGAGGAAGAUGGCGGAUGGGCCUCCAAAAUUGUGCCUGAAGGGGCCCCCAAAGCUGUGCCUCAAGGUUCUUCUGUGGAUGACGGAAAAGAUGAUGAAGAAAAGAUAAUUGGCACAAUAGUUGCCUUGUUAAGAAAAUCAGGAGAUGAACUAGAGAAAGAGAUGGAAAAGGACAACACCUUCCGUUUGAACUUCCGGGAUUUGAUCUCCUACUCGUUCUUCAGAAGAAUCAUAAAUCAGUUCUUAGAGGAGGUUCCUGUGGACCCUACGAAAGACUCUGAGGCCCACGUGCAAAGUACAAAAGUGGCUUAUGUGAUGGAAGUCACAACCAAACUCACUGCUGUUGACAACCAUCCCAUGAAUCUCGUGCUGGGCUUUGGGACAAAGUACCUCAAGGAAAACUUCAGGCCUUGGUUCCACAGCCAUGGCGGAUGGGAAAAGGCUUUGGGAGUAUCGAACCAGGAAGAAGUGGAAUAAUGAGGCUGUGCAUUUCUGAAGAUGGCUUCUUAAUUUGGAACAGCCCCAUUGCAGGAAGGAGAAAGAGAAGAAUGCUACUUUGAGAGUGAAAUUCCUCCCCAUUCCCCUGUACAAGAUUCAUAACAGCAUCCUAAGCAGCCUUACACUCUUCUAAGCUUCUUUACCUCAGUGAGCUUAGGAGGAUGUAACUCUACUUAGGAUGGCCACUUUCAGGUGGCUUUUUGGCACUGCUAGGAUGCUUGGUAUGCUCCUGAUGCUGUGCAUACUGCUCUUUGGAAGAGGGGAGCAUAUUUGGCUGUGACAUUCUAGCUUUUGGCUCAGCACACUUUUUUGGUGGGGGGGGGAGGAAACACCCCCCCCCCCAUUUCCCCUCAAUAUGUGUUUAUAAAGAAAAUAGAUGAGUGGAGUUAAAGUGGCCUGGGAACUGGAGGAAGAGGGAUGAGAGUGCCAGUUUAGGCCUAAGGCUUUGAACAGGUGCAUAAAUUUCACCUGCUGUUGUCUGUCCCAGUAACCUUUGGGGAUCUGAGGCAGAGAAUGGGGGGAAUCCUGUAGUGGAGUUCUUGCUGCUUCAGACCAAGUGGGCAACAGCACAUUUGAAAGGAUUUCCUAGAUUAGUCUUUCCCUGUUUCUCCUCCUCUCCAGAUAAAGUUCUGCAUGCAGGGAGAUAUUUACAGGGAAAAGUGUUUGCUAGGGGAGAUACCCCACCUGCAGCAUCAUGAAAAAUGCUGAACGUCAGCUAUGGGGAAAGCAUAAGACCCUGAAACCACUGCAUACACAUAUGGAAUAUAAAUGAGUGGUUAAGAGGGCCAGAAGCAAGCCACUUUUGAAAGUUUGUUGAAAUGCUCUCAAUCUAGCUGCCAGAAUCAUCUGAGCCUGUAGUUGCUCGUAUCAUACUUGAAAUGUUUGUAAGUGCUUCCAGGACUUCAAAUGCCCACCAUCGUCGACUCUCAUCUCCUUCCCCUUUUCAAAAUGGUGCAAUCUCCUUCCCCUUUUCAAAAUGGUGCAAUAGUAAUGCCAUGAGGGAUGGCAAGUGGAGGCCUUUGGUCACAGCCUGCUUCCUUACCUGCUAUGCCCAUUUCCAACCCAGGGAGGGGCAAAGAGGGCUGUGGAAGUUGUCACAUCUAUGACCCAAGGGCUCUUUGGAAGGCCAAGUUGUGGGGCUUGGGCUCUUCAACUCUGCUUUAGUUCUCUUUGUGGUCUUCCAAUGCCUGUUGCCCACCCACAGGAUUUAUUGAUUGAAGCAACAGGGCAAAGGGCAUACAUGUGUCAAAACUGUGAGGAAUGCUUUAAUAUGUUUCAGGAUCAGGCCUGUCUGCUGCUUCAUUUCCUGUCCACCCAAGACCUGAUUAAUCGGGCAAGUGCAAUUUUGCUCAGGGUCCGCCGAUGGCUGUGAGCACUUGAAAACUGCCUCUGAUGGGCAUCUAGCAUAGUGUCGUGGAACAGUGCAACAAACGAAUCUCUUGUGGGCUUUGUUUAAAAGGCAGCGCUCAGAGUCUUGCCAUUCAUCUGAGGAUUUUUCCCCCUUAUGGAGUUGAGCCAGCCAAUUGUGACUGAUCCCAGUGUACCUUGAUCAAUAAUUUCGGUUCUGACCGGAGGAAGGCAUCAUGUUCUCUUGGCUUUGGUCAGAAGCUGGGUGGUGGCAAGAAUCCCGUCUCUACAGCUUUGCUCUGCCCCUUCGUGCAGGGAGGCCGGAUGUGAGGCGGACGUGCCCAAGACACACUAGCUCCGAGGAGGGUGGUGAGCUGCAGCGGUCCCUGAAGACUCAGCUGUUUCUCAUUUCCCCCCCUCUUGUGCUGCUGGGUGGGGACCAGAGGGAUUUUCUUCAUCAGGAGCCAGUACAGAAAACCACUAGCCAAGAAAGCGGAGUUGUAUUGAAGGCCUGCUUUUAAUUUGAUUUUGAUUUGCGUCAUGGGAUUAGUUAAGUAUUACAGUCUCUUGCUUUCCAGAAAGUGAGAAAGUAACAGUAGGCAAGACAUGUUGACCUUGGAAUGCAUUAAUCCUAGUGGACAAAGCCAUAUUAUGGGCGAUUGCUUGUGGGUAGACUAACAAACAGUGACAGGCCAUCAGUUCGGAUGGAAUCAUCUGCCCCCGUUCUUUUUAAAAAAUUCUCCUGCCGAAUUAGUCCAAAAUCUGAUUCCAGGUUGCACUUUCUGCCAUUCUCUCCAAGAGGUUUAGUUAGUUAUAUUUAAAAAAAGGCAUUGUCCAUUAUUUUUAAUGGUUGGAGAUUUCGAGACUUUACUGCUCAGUAUGAAUGUAAAAACAGCAUCUCAAUUUACGACUAUCCCAAAUGUAACGGGAGGCCAGAAUUUCUUUCAAAGGUGAAGAAUAGAUUCAAGAAUAGCAAGGGGAGGGAGGGUGCCCCAAUUGAAUGGAAUUGUAACUAUUGUCAACAGACUGACUGUACAAUCUGACCAUCUUUACUUUUGCCAAAUGUAAUAAAAGAGAAAAAAACUAACGAAGUAACAAA
Molecule: messenger RNA, 3805 nt
Organism: Heteronotia binoei (common prickly gecko)
Lineage: Eukaryota; Metazoa; Chordata; Lepidosauria; Squamata; Gekkonidae
Gene: BCL2L14
Product: BCL2 like 14
Exons: 6
Coding region: 298-1338 (346 amino acids)
Biological process (GO): regulation of apoptotic process
Source: RefSeq, a predicted model, not a curated record